GAUUGUCUUUGACUGAAUAAUGAAGCAGCCAUUUGUAUCGGUUUCUUUCCUGGUCAAUAGCCAAUGGAUAUUCUCGAGCAACGCUCUGCUUUCAAAGCUGAACGUUAAGAAUAAACACCAUAACUUGUUGAAAAUUUCAAGAAGAAACUGUUGUUGCAGUGCCUCUCUUAUUGAAGAGUUUCAAAAAAAGCUCAACAAUGGACAGGUACAAGAAGCUUUUCUUUUAUUCAAGCAACUACCCUCUAGUUCUUUCUCGGAAGUGAAAAGUGGUUUUCAGUUGUUGAACGUAGUAUCUACUCUAGUUCUCAAACGCCAUUACUCGAAUCAAGUCCAAGUUGCUGAAGUUUAUGACGAGUUGAAGAAAAAGAAUUGUUUGAAAGCUUUUAGUGUCAUUGAUUCCGAAGAGAAACUUCCAGAACCGGUAAGAUAUUUUGUGAAUUGCGUUCCCGUCAUUAUCGACUUGGUUUCUUUUGCAAAGAGUAAACAAAUUGGUCUCGACAAACUAGUGGAAACUGCAAAGAUACCGUUGGAAGCCUUGCGUCCUCGUUCUCAAUCUAUUUUUUCCUAUCAGUUGGCUGGAGUUGUUUUCAGUUUGAGUCUUAUAUUUUUUAGUCAUCUGUUUCAUAUCGAGAAUAUCAUAAGACCCAUUGGAAUAAGUCUUUUGGUUGGCUUCUUAUGUGAUCAAAUAGCGUUACAGGGUGCCAUAUUUGAAGAGCUAUACAAAAACUUGUUUCCUAUUUAUAAGAAAAAGGUUUUGAAACAUGAAGCCGGUCAUUUUCUUGUUAGCUAUUUAUUGGGUUGUCCUGUGAGAGGAAUUGUAUUGAGUGCAUGGGAGUCUUUGAGUCUCGGUAUUCCGGGACAAGCGGGUACAUUAUUCUUUGAUCGCAAGUUGGAGUCAGAGUUAUCGACUGGGUUUCUUACAGAUGCUACUAUUGAUAGGUAUUCUAUCGUAUUGAUGGCUGGCAUCGCUGCAGAAGCUUUGGAAUAUGGACAAGCAGAAGGAGGCCAAAGUGAUGAAGCAGCAUUAUUAAGAGUGUUGACAUGUUUGAAUCCUCCUUGGUCAAAGGAACGAGUAUUCAAUCAAGCACGUUGGGCGGUAUUACAGGCUAUUCUCAUCAUCAAGAAACAGAAAAAGGCAUACGAUGCUCUCGUUCAUGCAUUGUCAAGUAAAAAGCCGCUGGGGGACUGCAUUGCUAUGAUUGAAGCAAAUUAUGAGCCAUAAAUCUCUUAUUUUCUGUUUAGUAAUGCGAGAAAUACUCUUUUUGCAAAUAGAGACAAGGGAUUAUUCUGC
Galdieria sulphuraria is the source of this 1291-nucleotide messenger RNA. RefSeq lists its product as hypothetical. Gene Ontology annotation, biological process: proteolysis. The coding region runs from base 20 to 1222 and encodes 400 amino acids. Lineage: Eukaryota; Rhodophyta; Bangiophyceae; Galdieriales; Galdieriaceae. The record is from RefSeq and is a predicted model, not a curated record. Gene Ontology annotation, molecular function: metalloendopeptidase activity; ATP-dependent peptidase activity; ATP binding. The transcript is spliced from 6 exons.